AUGAAAAUCCAAAAGAUAUGCUUUUCAAGAUUAGAGAUUGUUGAAAGUAUACCAGAAAAUAUUUCUUUUGGUGAUAUACCGUUGCCAAGGUCAACAUACGACGCUUGGAAUUCACUAGUUUCUGAAUCAAAAAGUGAAAUUUUGAUUGCUGCCUACAAAUCCAGUCUUCGUGGCAUUCAUGUAUUCGGUGAUCAAAAUCAGUCAUUUUCCAGAAAAGGCGAAGAAAUUUUCAAAAAACUAUUGGACAGUGGUUUAAACAGAGGCUUAAGCAUCAAAAUUGUUGAAAAUUAUCCGCCAAAAGACAAAGGCGAUAAUGCAGAUGCUGUUGCACUUGCCGAAACAGGAAUUGCAACUCGACGAUAUUUGAAUUUUCAAAAAAUUUUGGGACGAGGUACUAUGCAUUCAAAAUUUCUUAUAACGGAUAAACAGAAUUUUUACCUUGGUUCAGCAAAUCUUGAUUGGCGAUCAUUAAAUCAGAAAAUGGAACUGGGUGUUUUGGUUAAAUCAUGUCCAUGUCUUGCUACCGAACUCAGUAAUGUAUUCGGUGCCUACUGGACACUCACGCAACCAAAUGCUAAAGCUAACGCACAGUUUCGCGAAAAUCAACAAAAGGCUAUGUUCAACAGCGAAAAUCCAUUAGUAAUUCAGAUUAAAGGCAGUCCGGCAUCUGUAUACUUAGCGACAUCUCCGCCACAGCUUAAUGGACCUGGUCGAACAUGGGAUUUACAUGCAAUAACCAAAACAAUUGAUAAUGCCAAAACAUUUUUGUACAUUCAUGUCAUGGACUACUUUCCGAUGUUUAUUUAUGCUAAACCAAGAAAAUAUUGGCCUGUUAUUGACAAUGCUAUUCGACGAGCUAUACUUCGAGGUGUUGAAGUUAAAAUACUUGCUGCAGCUUUACAUCAUCCACGACUGGGUUUACGGUUUUUGAGCUCAUUGGAGGCUUUAAAUGGUGCAACUAGCAAAAGUACCAUUAGCGCUAAAAUAUUCAAAGUACCAACAGCAUUAGACUUAGCGACAGUGUUACGUCGUGAACGACGAACACAUAAUAAAUUCGUUGUAACUGACGAUACCGUUAUUGUUGGAACAUCAAAUUGGUCUGGAGACUAUUUUGAAGGUGGUAGUACCGGUGCUGCACUAAUAAUUACACAAACUGAAAAACAUCAGCGACCAAUUGUUGAUGAAAUGAAAAAUAUUUUUCUACGAGAUUGGUACUGUUUAUAA
Enterobius vermicularis (human pinworm) is the source of this 1224-nucleotide messenger RNA. The record is from the annotation of a GenBank genome assembly. NCBI's taxonomy places the organism in Eukaryota, Metazoa, Nematoda, Chromadorea, Rhabditida, Oxyuridae.